CGUGCCCGCCCCUUCAACCGUCCGCCCGCCCUCCCGUCGUCGCGUUUGCCCGGUGCCGCCGCUGUACUCUCUGCCGCCUCUCUGGGCUCCGAGCGCUGCGAGGUGAGCCUGGGCCAGGCAUGGGCCUGAUCUUCGCCAAGCUGUGGAGUCUCUUUGGGAACCAAGAGCAUAAAGUAAUCAUAGUGGGGCUUGAUAAUGCUGGAAAGACGACCAUUCUUUACCAGUUCUUAAUGAACGAAGUGGUUCAUACUUCUCCAACCAUAGGAAGCAAUGUAGAAGAAAUAGUGGUGAAAAAUACCCAUUUCUUAAUGUGGGAUAUUGGAGGACAAGAAUCCUUAAGGUCAUCAUGGAAUACCUACUAUUCAAACACGGAGUUCAUCAUUCUCGUUGUUGACAGCAUUGACAGAGAGCGACUUUCUAUUACAAAAGAAGAACUUUAUAGAAUGCUGGCUCAUGAGGAUUUACGGAAGGCUGCAGUUCUCAUCUUUGCAAACAAGCAGGACAUGAAGGGUUGCAUGACAGCUGCUGAGAUAUCUACAUACCUCACCCUUAGCUCCAUAAAGGAUCACCCAUGGCACAUUCAGUCUUGUUGUGCUUUGACAGGAGAAGGGUUAUGCCAAGGCUUGGAGUGGAUGACCUCCCGCAUUGGAGUGAGAUAGCUGUUUGUUUUUUUUAUUCAAAGGAAGAGACUUCUGUUUAUCCUGUGAACAUGUACAUUUUUCAGUACUUCUGGCUGCUGAGCCAGUGACCAUGUUUAAUUUAUAUCAGCCAAUCUCCAAACUGUACUUGAAUCAAGUGCAGUUGAACUGAAACAAAGUAUUUUCUUAACAUUUUUUAAUACACUAAUCUUCAACUGGAUGGACAUAUGUGAAUCUGUUUUUAAACAUUUAAAUUUCUCUGACUAUGUAUUCUAACUUUUUCAGUGAUAGCUUUUUAAAAUCUGUUUUUUCAUUGCCAAUAUUUCAUAUUACUACUUUCUAAAAAGUUUCUAUAACUUACUAACAUAAAACUAGAUAUUUUGUUUAAUAAUGGCAGAAGUAGUUAGUAGGUUGACUUUACUCUGGUAUUGUUUUCAGUUUCUAAAGUUGGGCUUCUUGGAAUAUCAGUGGAGUUCUACCCAACACAAUGGUUAAUAGAUAUUAAUGCCAAAUUUUAAAUGCUGAAGGAGUUAGUUGUAGUUAAUAUUAAGGCAGCUUUUAACCUGGUAUAUAAUUUAAUUUCUGCCUUAAAAGAAAUCUAUUAUUCUCAUUUUGUUUGAUGAGUAGUUGUAGCUUAUGAUUCCUUUUUGUUUACCUGAAAAUAGAUCUUUGCACAGUGAAUAAGUUUUCUUAUUUAGUGUUGGUUUAUUCAUUUAGACCUUGAAAACAUUUUCUUUUUUUUUUUUUUUUUUUUUUUUUUUUUUUUUUUUUUUUAAAUAAACCUCUUGAUAAUUAUAUUUGGAACCAUGGCAGUCAGUUUUAUGUGUAGACUUGUUGUAAUCUGUUAACAUUUUGAAUACUGUAUAUACAUGAGCCUUACCUUUUUGGUAAGAAUGAUGUUUUCCAAAUGAAUGUAUACUCAAAAGGGAAGCCAAACACAAACAGAACAAAAUCAUGGUGCUACAUCUAUGGACUUCACAAUGAAGCUUAUCUUGACAUUUAUGUGAAUGUUUUCAGUUUUCAUUGCAGAGAAAAUAUAUUGCCUUGGUUGUUUUUUUUUUAAUCUUAUUUGUGGGAGUGGAAAACUAAUUCUAUACUUUGUAAAACUUAGGAACUGGAAGUUUAAAAGUAGAGAGCUUCCAAUUAAAAAACAGGUGGCGAAAGGUUGGGCUUAAUAACUCUUAAUUCAACUUGAAGGUGAUAGAAUUAGAUCUGUAAAGAGAAUCUGAAACAACAGGGUUAAUUAAUUGAGCACAUUAGGUACAAACAAAGCCCAAACCCAGAGGGAAGAAAAAGAAAAGAACAAAACUAGGCUCUCAAUUACUAGUGCAAUCCCACCAGCAAUGAGAUACAUAAUCUACAUAAAUGCUUGGCAGGCUUCCAAAGGAGAUGUUCUGUACUUAUGCAUGCCUGAACACUGCUUGGAGCCUGGCCAUUAGAAGCAUUUCACUAAUUGGCUGGAGUUCUUUAAUGAUAAAAUGGUUUUGAUAAUUUCAAGAACAGUUUAAAAAGAGUUUUUUAAAAAAAAAAAAAGUUUUAACUUUUGUAAAUUUUCAAUUUAGUUCCAUUUAUAUUUGAACAAAGCCUUAACAAACUUUAAAAAUACCAUCAAAUGCAUUGUGCUAAAAGGAGGCUCAGAAUACAUCUGGAAUUGGUGAUUGGUUGAACAAAGUUAUGUAUUAGUGCUGGCUAGCAAAAGUCACAUUCAAGAGAAAGACUGUGUUGACUGUCAAGUCAAAAUGUGCAGAAAACAAUGUAGACCAAAACUGUACUUCAGAAAAAAAAAUGGAAGACAAGUUAAAGAUCUGAUGCUAAAGCUUCUUGCUGUGAAGUUCAUGCUAACUGUUCAAAUUCAUGAAAGUAAGUUUUGUUCUUAAAUUAUAAAUGAAAAAAUAAACAAUACUGUGAAUGGG
Tympanuchus pallidicinctus (lesser prairie-chicken) is the source of this 2551-nucleotide messenger RNA. RefSeq names its product ADP ribosylation factor like GTPase 5B (gene ARL5B). The record is from RefSeq and is a predicted model, not a curated record. Lineage: Eukaryota; Metazoa; Chordata; Aves; Galliformes; Phasianidae. The transcript is spliced from 6 exons. The coding region runs from base 120 to 659 and encodes 179 amino acids. Gene Ontology annotation, molecular function: GTP binding; GTPase activity. Gene Ontology annotation, cellular component: cytoplasm; trans-Golgi network. Gene Ontology annotation, biological process: protein localization to Golgi membrane; vesicle-mediated transport; intracellular protein transport.